This is a messenger RNA of Penicillium samsonianum, 2532 nucleotides long. RefSeq names its product glycosyltransferase. Gene Ontology annotation, molecular function: hexosyltransferase activity; UDP-glycosyltransferase activity. The transcript has 7 exons. Lineage: Eukaryota; Fungi; Ascomycota; Eurotiomycetes; Eurotiales; Aspergillaceae. The record is from RefSeq and is a predicted model, not a curated record. Bases 1 to 2532 code for a protein of 843 amino acids. Gene Ontology annotation, biological process: carbohydrate metabolic process.
AUGUAUUCCAAGCAGGCCGACCCGGAGCCUCAAGAACAACCUCACGACCAACCCCCACCACCGUAUGAGGUAGUUCCGCAAGAUUUGAGUGAAGCCCAGGGCAUCUCUGUUAACGAUGACGGCCGUGUUGUUGUGGAUGCUAGUUCUCGGCUCUGCAGAUCUCUUUCUAAACUAUUGCCUCAUGUUAUUCGUCAGAGUGUCAUACCUCCACCAAGUUAUUCGGAAGCAGUGCCAACGUUCAAGUUUCCUCUGAAUAUUGUGAUUCAAAUCGUGGGCAGCAGAGGAGACGUCCAACCAUUUGUUGCACUUGGCACUGAGCUACAAAAGAUAGGUCAUCGCGUGCGUAUUGCAACACACAAUGUUUUCGAGCACUUCAUCCUCGAAGCCGGCUUGGAGUUUUACCCGAUCGGCGGUGAUCCGGCCGACCUGAUGUCAUAUAUGGUCAAGAAUCCCGGGUUGAUCCCCAGCCUAGACAGUCUACGUGAGGGAGAUAUUCGGAAAAAGCAACUAAUGAUGGCGGAAAUUCUUCAUGGUUGCUGGCAAUCAUGUCUGAUGCCCGACCCUAUCACAAAUGCCCCCUUUGUAGCCAAUGCCAUCAUUGCCAAUCCUCCGAGCUUCGCGCAUGUUCACUGCGCCCAGGCCCUAGGAAUCCCACUUCACUUGAUGUUUACAAUGCCGUGGAGUCCAACAAAGGCAUUCCCGCACCCGUUGGCCAAUUUGAAAAAUAUUCCGGCCGACCAAGAGUGGCUCAAUCGUGUCUCAUAUGGCGUCGUGGACUGGCUAUCAUGGCAAGGUCUAGGGGGAGUGAUCAACGAUUGGCGGAAACAUGAGCUAGAGCUCGAGCCAAUUUCUCUUUCGGAUGGCCCUUUCAUUUUAACCAAACUGAAUGUCCCCUAUACCUAUUGCUGGUCCCCUGGCCUAGUUCCUAAACCUGAUGACUGGCCUCAUAAUUUUGACGUCUGUGGGUUCUUCUUCCGCGACCCGCCCCAUUACGAGCCUCCUGUUGAGAUUGCGGAAUUCCUUAACGCCGGGCCCCCUCCGAUAUAUUUCGGAUUCGGAAGCAUUGUCCUCAAAGACCCAGAAGAGAUAACAAAAACGAUUCUACAGACGGUUCAGGAAACCGGGGUUCGGGCAAUCAUCUCACGCGGUUGGAGCAAACUAGGAGGGGUGGACUCGGGAAAACUAAACAGGAGUGAUGUUCUAUUUAUAGGCGACUGCCCACACGAAUGGUUAUUUGAACGGGUCAGUGCGGUUGUUCAUCAUGGAGGUGCCGGUACAACGGCGUGCGGACUACGCAAUGGCAAGCCUACAAUCAUCGUGCCAUUCUUUGGAGACCAACUAUUUUGGGGAGAAAUGGUUUCUGCAGCCGGUGCAGGACCAGAUCCUAUACCGUACCAAGAACUGAAGGUCACAGCAUUAGCCCAAGCAGUCCGGUUUUGCUUGAAACCAGAGGCAGUGCGCUCUGCACAGGGUAUUGCCGCCAAAAUGGAGCUGGAGGAAGGAGUGAAAACAGCUGUGGCAUCAUUCCAUCGGAAUUUACCGAAAGGUUUGGUAGAAUGUGAUCUACUACCGGAAUUCCCGGCCGUUUGGAGAUAUCGCCUUGGAAAGAAAAGAUUUCGCCUGUCAAAAGUUGCUGCGGAAAUCCUUGUUGAAAAGAAUCUGCUAGAUGUCAAAAGGUUGAAACCAUACCAACCAAACCCCAUUAUCAUCGAGAACACACGAUGGGACCCAGUGACUGGUGUCUCCUCUGCUGGAAUGGGAUUCACAUUUGAUAUGCUCAAAGCAGGAGGUGAUAUCUUUUAUAAACCAUACAAGGUAUACCAAGACGGUCGCAAUUUACCUGUUCCAUCACCAACCGUUUCAGAAAAUGGGCCUGCCCAACCGCUGUUACCAGGAGGCAGUGGAUCAUCAAUCCGCAAAGCCCAAUCGAUGAAUGAUUUGACAGCAUGCAGGGAUGUUGAGCCUAAGAAAAAGGGCAGAGGCGCCGCGAUGGCUUCAGCAUCAACUCACGCUUCCGGGAAGCUCCUAGGAAAGAUUGCUUCUGGGUUUAUGGUCGAUCUGCCUUUGGCCGCGGCUGAAGGCUUUCGUGUACUCCCUGGUCUAUACGGAGACAAAGUUCCCCAAUAUGGAAAAGUAAAAGAUUGGAAGUCUGGCGCAGUUGCAGGUGCUAAAAGCUUUGCUAUGGGCAUGGGAGGAGCUGUGACUGAUGUCAUAUAUCAGCCAUAUAAAGGUGCUAGAGACGGAGGCGCCGCAGGCUUUGCGGGUGGCUUGUUUAAAGGCACUUUCGGUGUGUUGGGCAAGAUGGCACAUGGCGGUAUUGGCCUUGUUGCCUAUCCCAGCCAGGGUAUCAAACAAUCCAUUUAUUCUGCAUUUCAUAAGAGCACACGGAACCUCAUUGUGGCGGCUCUUCACCUAGAGGGAGAAGAUAUGGUUCGCCAAGAGAGAGUGAGAGGAUUUGAAAAUCGGAAGGUCAUCGAAAGAUUCAUCGGCAUGACCAAAAGUGAGUUCGAUGAUGACAGUGAUUACAUAUAG